AUGGUGGUCAAGAGGAGGUUAAAAUGUUGCUCUAAUGGCUUUGAUUUCCCCAAUAUUCCAAAGGCUCCUCGUUCAAGCAGGAGGAAGGUAUCAAAUAUGGGAGGUGGUGAGUUUGACAGUGAGUUCAGUGGAAUUAAUUUGCUGGCUUCUUUGGUUGGAAAGUUACUGGACGAAAGCGAAAGCUCAUCAACCUCUGCCUAUGAUCUUUUGGGUGGAGAGAUUAAGCAAGAACAUGAACAUGUCUAUGAUCAUAAGCCUUGCAAAUCCGACUUCUCUCAUCAAGGAAGCCCCGCAACUAGUGAAAACACUAGCGAGACGUGUUUGCAGAUUUCGUCUCUGGAAAAUGAUUGCAUUCUGGAGCAAACACCUGUCUCUGAUUGCAAGAGAGUUUGUGGUUUGAAUCCCUUAGUAGGGUGUGAGAACAAGAAAAGGGAUUGUGAUUCUCUGGUUGAAUCUGGGGGCAUCUCUGAGGAGACAUGUGUUCUUAAUGUAGAAGCGAUCAAUGGCUUGGAAGACGGUGGCUUAUUACCGGAAUCAGUCCCUAAUGGUUCUGUUAAAGGAUAUGAGAAUCAUUCUAAGUUAGUUUGCAGAGAUGAUGACGAAAACUUUUGUAAGUAUUACACACUUAGUGACAAAUGUAAGUCGUAUAGGCCUUUGACACGUGUUGGAAAUCGAAGAACAAAGAUGACGAAAUACGGGAGAGGAGUCCCCAGGUCCAAGUGUUUCGAAGACACUAGAACAGAUGGUUGCUUAAAGGCUUAUCACCGCAAGAGGAAAUUAGGUUAUGGUUACAACUCAUGGAAGCAUGAGACCCUUCAUAGGAAGAGAAGAUUGUCUGACAAAGGGUUGGUGGUAAACUCUGAUGGAGGACUCAGUAGUGAAAGUGUAUCCAAUUCACCUGAGAAGGGAGAGUCAGAAGUUGGUGUUUUCUCCGCUGCCAUAGGUCUUCAUUCAAAGGACUCUCGUGUAAAGUUCAGCAUCAAGUCCCUUAGGAUUCCAGAGCUUUUCAUUGAAGUUCCAGAAACAGCAACAGUAGGCUCACUUAAGAGAACGGUGAUGGAGGCUGUAAAUGCUUUAAUAGACGAUGGAAUACGCAUUGGAGUGUUAUUCCAAGGGAAGAAGGUUAGAGAUGACAACAACACUCUAUCACAGACUGGUCUUUCCUGUAGAGAAAAUCUAGGCAACCUUGGCUUCACCUUGGAGCCUGCUCCCGAAAAACUGCUUGUCCCUCUUUGCUCUGAAAGUCCUAUGAUUCCUAUGCCAACUGAUUCUACAAAUUUUUCAGAAAGGUCUGCAGCUUCUCCGGCGUUAGAUUCUAGACUUUCUUUCCGUCUCCAAGAUGCAGAUCACCUGAUUAGUUCGGGAAAUAGUGUGGAGAAUAAGCAGGAGUUAGUUCCAUAUCAGAGUGACAUAUCAGCUGAAGAACAACAUUCAUCAGACUCAAGAGCGCUGGUUCCAGUUUCAGCCUUGGGAUCGGAGGCUCUUGCGAUUGUUCCACUUAACGAGAAACCUAAGCGUACAGAGGCUUCACAGCGCAGAACCAGGAGACCAUUCUCUGUCACAGAGGUCGAAGCUCUAGUACAUGCAGUUGAGGAACUUGGCACUGGAAGAUGGCGUGAUGUGAAACUGCGUUCUUUUGAGAAGGCUAAUCAUCGAACCUACGUGGACUUGAAGGACAAAUGGAAAACUUUGGUUCACACAGCAAGUAUUUCGCCGCAACAACGAAGAGGAGAACCAGUGCCUCAAGAACUGCUUGACAGAGUGUUGGCUGCACAUAGGCAUUGGUCACAGAACCAACUUGAGAAACAGAAUGGGAAACAUCAAGCUGCUGCAACAAUGGUGGUUUAA
Molecule: messenger RNA, 1848 nt
Organism: Microthlaspi erraticum
Lineage: Eukaryota; Viridiplantae; Streptophyta; Magnoliopsida; Brassicales; Brassicaceae
Source: the annotation of a GenBank genome assembly